Molecule: messenger RNA, 11400 nt
Organism: Entelurus aequoreus (snake pipefish)
Lineage: Eukaryota; Metazoa; Chordata; Actinopteri; Syngnathiformes; Syngnathidae
Gene: pcdh7b
Product: protocadherin 7b
Biological process (GO): homophilic cell-cell adhesion
Cellular component (GO): plasma membrane
Molecular function (GO): calcium ion binding
Source: RefSeq, a predicted model, not a curated record
UUUGUGCGUCCCUCUCCUUGUGCUGCAGAGAAAUGCAGCCGACACACGCCUGCAGGUGAGCGGACAGGUUGCUGAGGGAUCCACGACUAGGAUUUACCUUUAUUUUUUCGUUGUUGUUGCUGCUUUUACUCUGGAGCUGUGUUGCAUCAUGACAAAAACUGCUCUCUAAAAAGUGACUUUGCAGGAUGAGAGCAGAGGCGGCUCGCUGGCUUGCACAGUGGAGUGUGUGACUCGCGUGGACAUAUAUCACAGCGGGGGGGAAAAAAACAAAAACGUGAGUGACAAGAGACGAUGUGGACCGCUCGUACUUUCUGCUGGCGCUUUUUUUUUUUUUUUUUGCACGUUGAGUGAUAUGUAUAUUUUUUAAUUCAUAAGAAAAGAGAGAAAGAGAGAGAGAGAGAGAGAGGCGGGGGAAACUUGGUGCCAUCCACUGCAGCAGGCAGGGAUGUAGAAGUCUCACACAUGUCACUCCUCUCCUCGUGAAAGCCGCAAUUUGUUCCAGAAUCCACACCACCAAUUGAUUUCAAUUAAUUUAUUUUUUUGGGGGGACUUUUUUCCCAGACGAGAACAAUGAGGACUAUCGGUGCCGUGGACUAUUUGUACUAUUGCAUGCUCGUCCUGCAGUUUGUGCACCAGCCUGCCAAGCAGGUGCUCCGGUACCGCUUAGCGGAGGAGGGACCCCCGGAUGUGAGGGUGGGCAACGUGGCUGCAGACCUGGGCAUCGUUGCCGGGUCCGGCGAGGUGACUUUCACGCUGGAGUCGGGCUCUGAUUUUUUCAAAAUAGACAACAUAACGGGUGAGCUCACCACCAACGAGAGACGGAUAGACCGUGAAAAACUACAACAGUGCCAAAUGAUAUUUGAUGAGAACGAGUGUUUUAUAGAUUUUGAGGUGUCAGUGAUUGGUCCAGCUCAGAGCUGGGUCGACCUCUUUGAGGGAAAAGUCAUCAUUCUCGACAUCAAUGAUAACACUCCAUCUUUCCCUUCGCCUGUACUGACUCUUUCUGUGGAGGAAAACAGACCCAUUGGAACCCUUUAUCUGCUGCCCACAGCCACUGACAGAGAUUUUGGCAGGAACGGAAUAGAGAGGUAUGAGCUCAUUCAGGAUAACGUGGAGAACUCAAGGCGCUCCUCCGGGGAUUCAUACCCUGGGAAGAGGAGAUUUGAGGAGGGCGCGAGCAGAAGCAGUGUCUUUGAGCUGCAAGUGGCUGACACCACGGAUGGCGAGAAGCAGCCCCAGCUCAUCAUUAAAGGGGCGCUUGACCGAGAACAGAGGGACUCCUAUGAGCUGACAUUGCGCGUGAGGGACGGGGGUGAUCCGCCACGGUCCUCCCAGGCCAUCCUGAGGGUGAUGAUCACAGACGUGAAUGACAACAGCCCCCGGUUUGAGAAGAGCGUGUAUGAGUCCGACCUGCUGGAAAACAGCUCCCCUGGCACCCCCAUCCUGCAGCUCAAAGCGGCCGAUGCAGACGUAGGGGUGAACGGUCAAAUAGAGUACGUGUUCGGGGCGGCCACAGAGUCCGUGAGGAGGCUGCUGAGGUUGGAUGAGAGCACGGGUUGGCUAAGUGUGUUGCACCGCAUCGACCGAGAAGAAGUAAGCCAGUUGAGGUUUACAGUAAUGGCCCGUGACCGAGGCCAGCCUCCAAAAAUGGACAAGGCCACAGUGGUGCUCAACAUUAAGGACGAGAAUGAUAAUGUGCCUGCCAUCGAGAUACGCAAAAUUGGACGCAUUUUCCUGAAAGACGGAGUAGCCAACGUGGCUGAGGACGUGGUGGUGGACACACCCAUUGCCUUAGUUCAGGUGUCAGAUCGCGACCAAGGCGAGAACGGCAUUGUGACAUGCACAGUGGUGGGCGAUGUGCCCUUCCAGCUCAAGCCAGCCAGCGAGAUGGAGGGUGAGCAGAAUAAAAAGAAAUAUUUCCUCCAUACAUCAGCACCGUUAGACUACGAGGCCAUGCAGGAAUACAAUGUGGUCAUUGUGGCUGUAGACUCAGGAAGCCCCAGUCUGGCCAGUAAUAACUCUCUGAUGGUAAAAGUGGGUGACACAAAUGAUAACUCUCCCAUCUUUAACCUCAAUGUAGUGGAGGUGUCAUUCCCAGAAAACAACGCCCCAGGUGAGAGGGUGACAACGGUGGCAGCAAUUGAUGCAGACAGCGGGAAGAAUGCUGAACUAUCCUAUUCCCUCGACUCAUCUGUAAAUGGGAUUUUCUCUAUUGAUGCGGACAGCGGCGAUAUCCGAGUAAACAUCAUUUUGGAUCGAGAGCAAACGGAGCGAUAUGAAUUUAAAGUGAUAGCCAAAGAUAAGGGCAUAAACACCUUACAGGGCUCUGCAACUGUAGUCAUCCUAGUGGCAGACAAAAAUGACAACGAGCCAAAGUUCAUGCAAGAUGUGUUUACCUUCUAUGUCAAAGAGAAUCUGGAGCCAAACAGCCCAGUAGGCAUGGUUACAGUCAUCGAUGUAGAUAAAGGCCCAAAUGCACAAAUGAGUCUUUUUAUUGAGGAGGAGGAAGACAUCUUUUCCAUUGAAAAUGACACUGGGACUAUUUUCUCAACACUGUCCUUUGACAGAGAGCAGAAAACCACAUACACUUUCCGUGUGAAAGCAGUGGACGGGGGUGACCCGCCCAGGUCAGCUACUGCCACCGUGUCACUGUUUGUCAUGGAUGAUAAUGACAAUGCACCAACUGUCACCUUCCCAAUAAACAGUUCCUACACCCUUCUCCCGCCCUCCAGCAACAUCAGAACCGUAGUCAGGACUGUUAUAGCCACCGACACAGACACUGGCAUCAAUGCUGACCUCAAGUACAGCAUAAUUGGCGGGAACCCCUUUAAACUGUUUGAGAUCGAUGUGGGUACUGGCGUCAUUUCACUGAUGGGGAAGCUGGAGCAGAAGCACUAUGGACUACACCGGCUAGUGGUUCAGGUGAAUGAUAGCGGACAGCCUUCCCAGGCCACUACGACACUUGUUCAUGUCUAUGUUAACGAGACUCUUUCCAAUUCCACGGUGGUGGAGGCGCAGGUGGCAAAGAGCCUGAGCACGUCUCUCAAUACAAACAUCGCUGGCGACCCCAAUUACGACCUCAGCAAGCAGCGUCUGAGCAUUGUCAUUGGAGUCGUUUCAGGAAUCAUGACAGUCAUCCUCAUUAUCCUGGUGGUGGUCAUGGCCCGAUACUGUCGACCCAAGAAUAAGAAUGGUUAUGAGGCCGGAAAGAAAGACCACGAAGAUUUCUUCACGCCACAGCAGCACGACAAGUCCAAGAAGCCCAAGAAGGACAAGAAGAAGCAUAAGUCCAAGCAGCCGCUCUACAGCGGCAUCGUCACGGUGGAGGCCUCCAAGCCUAACGGUCAGCGCUAUGACGGCGUCAACGAGAAGCUGUCGGACAGUCCUGGCAUGGGCCGCUACCGCUCGGUCAACGGAGGGCCUGGGCAGCCCCGGGAUCUGGCCCGACACUACAAGUCCAGCUCACCGCUCCCCACUGUGCAGCUUCACCCGCAGUCCCCGACGGCUGGCAAAAAGCACCAGGCGGUUCAGGACCUUCCUCCGGCCAAUACAUUUGUUGGCACCGGAGAUAACAUUUCUCUGGGUUCUGACCACUGCUCCGACUACAGCAGUCAAACCAUCAACAAGUACAACAAACAGCCGUUUCGCCGAGUGACCUUCUCAGUGGUGAGCCAGCCCCAGGACCCUCACCAGCAGGGAUCGCUGCAGAGCUGCUACGACAGCGGCCUGGACGAGUCCGAGACGCCCAGCAGCAAGAGUUCGUCGGGGCCCCGGCUAGGCGCCCUGCCCCUGCCGGAGGACAGCUACGAGAGGACAACGCCGGAUGGCAGUGUCGGUGAGGCAGAGCACAUGGAAAAUGACUCACGGCCAUUGCCUGACGUAGCCAUGACUGGGAAGUGCACCCGGGAAUGCGACGAGUACGGCCACUCAGACUCCUGCUGGAUGCCUGUACGGACGUCGCCAGAACGGCGGCCAUCCAAGUCCACCACCACCCCUCAACAACCAAAGCUUUCCACAUUCAUGAGCGGCAACGGCAGCGGCAGCAGCAGCAGCAGCAGCGGCGCCGAGCAGCCCGGCAGCCAAGAGACCCUCGCCAUGGCCGCCAUGGCCAACGGAGACCCCACCGCCGCCCACAUGAUGGGCGAUCGCAACCGCAACCUGCUCAGUAAGAAGAUGGCUUCUUCCUCCUCCUCCUACGAGCCUUUCGGCUCACCUUCGUACGGCUCGCCUGGAGGCGGGGAAGAGACGCUGGGCCAUCCCACUGAAGAAAUCCCAAUGGCGGCCACUGGAGAGUACAAGCCCACGUCCUGUGGUACUCUGACACGACGGGAGGUGUACCUGUGAGGAAGGGAGGGUCCGACCUGCCUUCAGUGCCACAUGUGGCGUUAUAAACAACACUUACGACCCAACUUAUAACAGCUCCAGCAGUUUUAGCCAGCUUUGCACUGCAGGUAGGACUAAAAUUACUCCAAAGACUUUUAGAAAAUAAAAGUAAAAAGUAGAGACAGUGCUCUUUUUGAAGCUCCAAUCCUCCAAAAGUGAGGCAUGAUACUGGGAUGUCAAACAUGGCGGGGUCGGGCUGUUGUGACACGGUCUGCUGCCUGAUAGUCAACUUGUACAAUAACCAUUUUACAAAAACCACCACAUGCAUGCAUCGACAACCCCCCGCCCAAUUAAUGAUGACAAUGUAACAAAAAUACAUUUUAUAAAAAACAAUGUGUGUGUGUAGAUGUGACUGUUCUAUUAUUUUUUGGAACACUGCAACAAUAUAUCGGAUAAUGGUCCCCAUCAUUAGGAAUAUCCAUGGACUCUGCCACUAGCGGUGAUCAAGACCAAAAGAAAGGAAAUGUUGGCAAAGACUAAGCUUUAAAACAUUCAGCCCCAUUUCUUCUUCUACCGAGCUCUUGAUGUGAAGAAAUAAGUGACAGAUGCAACAACACACCGUAUGGACCAUGACAUGCUAGGGAUGAAAAAUUGUACAUAAACAUUGGACUGCGCUAUUAUUUGUUUUCUCUCCUCGCUAUGUUUCUUGGUUAUGAUUGGUGAGGCUGAGCCCCCCUUAUGAGAUGGAACAUCUGGGCUGCAGAAUGCCCAACUUAUGAUCACUUGUGAUGGAACUGUUACCACUGCAAUACAGAGAUUCAUUCAUCAGGCUAUUGGCGCACAUAUGAUCAGAGUACGGCAUGCUGGAGAAUAAAAAUUAUGAAGGUGCAAUUUAAAUUGUGUGCUAUGUACGAGCCAGAUAAGCAGACAGCACGUGUAUAGGCUAUACUGUAGGUAGUGCAUAGAGGUGUGUGACAACAAUAGGUUCAUAAUAGUCCAACGAGUGUCUCUUAAUAGUCGGGUUUUACACGUACAGUCGUCCCUCGCCACAUCACGCAUCAAUUAUUGCCGCUUCACGACAAUGCAGAUUUUUUUAAGCUUAUUCCAUAUAUUUUUUACCUAAAUUAAGUGUUAAAUAAAAUCCUAUUUAUGUCUUUUAUGUAUUUCAGUGCAUUAUUGAGUGUGUUAUUUCCUAUAAUUAAGUUGUGGCGGUCAAAAAAGACUUACGUUUACAGGUUACAAGGCGGCCGAUAUUGGCGCUACCGUAUCUUAAAGGCCUACUGAAAUGAUUGUUUUUUAUUUAAACGGGGAUAGCAGAUCCAUUUUAUGUGUCAUACUUGAUCAUUUUGCCAUAUUGCCAUAUUUUUGCUGAAAGGAUUUAGUAGAGAACAUCGACAAUAAAGUUUGCAACUUUUGGUAGCUGAUAAAAAAAAGCCUUGCCUGUACCGGAAGUAGCGUGACGUCACAGGUUGAAAGGCUCCUCACAUUUCCCCAUUGUUUACACCAGCAGCGAGAACGAUUCGGACCAAGAAAGCGACGAUUACCCCAUUAAUUUGAGCCAGGAUGAAAGAUUCAUGGAUGAGGAACGUGAGAGUGAAGGACUAGACUGCAGUGCAGGACGCAUCUUUUAGGUACAAGCUGGCUCAUUGGAUUCCACACUCUCUCCUUUUUCUAUUGUGGAUCACGGAUUUGUAUUUUAAACCACCUCGGAUACUAUAUCCUCUUGAAAACGAGAGUUGAGAACGUGAAAUGGACAUUCACAGUGACUUUUAUCUCCACGACAAUACAUCGGCGAAGCACUUUAGCUACGGAGCUAACGUGAUAGCAUCGGGCUUAACUGCAGAUAGAAACAAAAUAAAUAAACCCCUGACUGGAAGGAUAGACAGAAAAUCAACUAUACUAUUAAACCAUGGACCUGUAACUACACGGUUAAUGCUUUCCAGCCUGGCGAAGCUUAACAAUGCUGUUGCUAACGACGCCAUUGAAGCUAACUUAGCAACGGGACCUCACAGAGCUAUGCUAAAAACAUUAGCUAUCCACCUACGCCAGCCAGCCCUCAUCUGCUCAUCAACACCUGUGCUCACCUGCGUUCCAGCGAUCGACGGAGCGACGAAGGACUUCACCCGAUCAUCAAUGCGGUCGGCGGCUAGCGUCAGAUAGCGCGUCUGCUAUCCAAUCAAAGUCCUCCUGGUUGUGUUGCUGCAGCCAGCCGCUAAUACAUCGAUCCCACCUAAAGUUUUCUUCUUUGCAGUCUUCAUUGUUCAUUAAACAAAUUGCAAAAGAUUCACCAACACAGAUGUCCAGAAUACUGUGGAAUUUUGCGAUGAAAACAGAGCUUUUUGUAUUGGAUACAAUGGUGUCCGAAUACUUCCGUUUCAACGAUUGACGUCACGCGCAUACGUCAUCAUACAUAGACGUUUUCAACCGGAAGUUUAGCGGGACAUUUAAAAUUGCACUUUAUAAGUUAACCCGGCCGUAUUGGCAUGUGUUGCAAUGUUAAGAUUUCAUCAUUGAUAUAUAAACUAUCAGACUGCGUGGUCGGUAGUAGUGGGUUUCAGUAGGCCUUUAACCGUGACAAUCAAGUUGACCAACUUUUGGCGGCACAACUUUUUGAUGCACUUCGUUUUUCUAAUUCAACCCCAGUGGUGUGAGUGAUAAUAAACGAUGCAGGACUUUCAGCACAUGGAAGCCCAGUUUUAACUUAGAGUGAUUACCCAUAGCAAUGAGGCUUGGAGGAUCCUCCUGGCUGGUGAGUACUGUAAUAUACAGUUGAACACACUCAAGACUACUAUAUCGGGCAAAACGGUUUAAAAAUUGCCUAUAUUUGUGUUUUCAUGUUUAGAGGGUUCUGAUUCUGUUAAAAACGUAUUUGGAAGUUUUUAUAUUGAUUGAAAAUAUUUGAUGUGUUAUUAAUAAUCCAACUUUUCAGAAAUGUGUUUACCAUUGUCAGGCCUGGAACCAAUUGGCCACGAUAAAAUGAGGGACGACUGUAUUACACUUUUUGUGACAUAGACGGAGCAUUAAAUAUAUUGUACACAUGUUCAUCAACCAUCAGCUUCUUUCUAAAGUGCUAAUAUAAUGGAAAAACAAGUUGCCUCUAUUUUUAAGCUAUUAUCUGAUUUAUGACACCCAAAGACUUACAAAGUUUGCCAGUAAAUAGAUACGAACAAAAUAGUAUCAAUUGCACAGGAAUUUCCGAGCCAAUUUGAGAAGAUAAUGAGCCAGCCAGUCAGUCAGAUCCAUUCCCCAUCAACAACAAUGUAAAUCAGGCAGACUUUGUGAGAGCCAACAACGAUUACUUUUGAAAAACAUUUUGAUCCAGAACCUUAUAUUUUUUAGCCCAAACGGAAAGAGGAUGAGCAAUACGUUUCAGAAGUGGAGUGCUGAACUAAUUAGCAAUUUGUAGGUGCUAAACAUUCAAAGUAACCAUAAUAAGAGUUAUUGUACAAUUGUCACUCUUGUUGGGAUGCCGACUGACAGGAUGCUUACAUAAUCCUGUUUAGAUGAAGAAUAAAUCACAAUACUCGCAAAGGGUAAAAAAAGUCGCCGCAACCUUUUCGCCAUCUCUUGGGACGUCAAAGUCGACCCGCCUGUCGGUCCAUGGCCACAUUUGUCUACUACCAGGUGAGAGAUGCAUGAAUUAUAAUCAAUAAUUUACUUUUACCAAGUUUGAGACCAAGCAGAAGCAGCAGCCGGCUGAGUGUGUCAAACAUAGCAGUGUAAGCUAGCAUUAGCUCACUGCUAUCAAUGCGCCGCUAAAAUAGGACGUCUGCGUUAGCGCUUAUAAUAACAAUAUCGCUCAUAUUUGUAUAAUUUCCAGGUCAAGACAUGUGAAUGGAGUACUGUUGGCGGUUUCUGGAUGUUAUUUAGCGGGUUUUAUGGGCGCAAUAGAGGAUCCUCGAUAUGUUGACUCAAUCAUUGGCUAACUAUAUUAUAAUGCAUAAAAAGCCAAGCAUAUGUGUUCUUGUUUACAUAAAGAUUGUGAACGAUAAACAGUAAAUCUCUUUCCAAUUCUUGCGUAUUUCCGGUACGACUGAUCUGAUGAUCAGUCAGAGUGCAGAAGCGUUACUACUUGGACAUCAUCCAACCUCAAAUCUACGAAAAUUGCCAAAUAUGUUCAAAAUUGGCAUUUUGUGAUGUUUGGACCGUAUUUUCACAUACUUUGCGGAUUGUAAACCCAAUUGGAUAUGGUUUAAUGGAUGCAAUGAAAUACAAUUAAGCACAUCAAGUCCACUUGUUUUUCCAUUAUAUUGGUAUUUUAAAUCAUUUGUUCUCAAGCCUCAAGAUCCUGAUGGAGUACUUUGGGCCUGAUUUUACUAAGAUCUCAAAUUAUAAGACUGCAAACUAAAGAAAUGCACGUAAUAUUGCACGGCGUGUUGCAGGUGAUCUACUAAGAAUGCAUAUGUAAUUGAUAAGACCUGAAGAAGUGGUGUAAACCACCCUAUUUAAAUAAGGUUUGUUGUGUACUACUGGCUGUCACCAUGGAGACAUUCAUUUCCCUCGGCUUCCAUGUCACCGUGCUCCAUCCAACCUGUGGUGUUUUGCUGUGUUGUGGAACAUGCAGCACACAAAUAUAAUAUGUACCACCUUCUCUGGGCUACUCCUCUUAGAGAACGGAACCAACCUUAUUACAUGCUAGUACUCUCUGGGAGAUUUGGUGUUGUGCCAAAAACACUUAACACUUUUUUUUUUCCCAAAGAAAGAGAUAUAUUUAUAUAUCUCCUCUAUGAAAAAAAUGGCAUUAAAAAAUGCCUGCAGACACCAAAAAUACAUUAAUUGAGUCAUCCAGACGCUAUAAAAUGACGUUGCUGGAUAGACAAUAUGUCCACUAUUUUUAUUUCUGACGGUUCAAAUAUGUUGACACGCACAGAUUGUCUCUCCAUCUUCAGCUGUCAUUUAUGUGAAACUGCCAUUUUGCACGUCCCUUUCAAACGUGCUAAAUAUAGUUGAUGCAAACAGUUUCAGGCUUGAUAAAACACACAUUUGCAUUUCCUCCACCAAGUAUUGCGGGCGUUCUGAUAAUCAACAUAUAUUCUGCAUAUACAUCAAAGCAAACACGCUAAAUGGGUCGUGCUUGCUAUAUUGCUCAUUCAAUAAAUGCAAUCCUUGGCACACAGACUUCGUAGAUCAGCUAUCAAGUUUGCACGUUUCUUUUUAAUACAUGCAAAUCUUUACUACAGGGGCGUCAAACGUACGGUCCGAGGGCCGGAUAAAACCUUUUCGCGGGCCAGAUCGGGAUAAGUUAGCUAAGUAUAAAAAUGUACCUAAACAUUUUCAAUGAAAGAAACCGCUGUUCUAAAUGUGUCCACUGGAUGUCGCAAUAGCAAUUAUUUGUAUCUUUGUAGACGAUGCCACAUAUGAUGUUAGUACACCAGUUGAGGAAAAUGAUCAAACUACGUAAAUAACAUCCUGUAAUUGUUUUUUUUUAAUUUUUUAUCUUGAUGUAUUGAAAAUUGACAUCAUCAGAUAAUGUAUUCAGAAAAUAUAAAUAACGACAAAUAAAGAUUAUUAACGGCAACAUGUAAGUGUAAAAAAACCAAAACAACAACAUUAUGAUUUGUACAAUUUCAGAAUGUGCUUGUUCUAUUUUUAAACAAAGAAAACAAUCUGAAGUUGUCUUUAUUUUUAAGUUACCGUGCCGUGAUUUUACCAGUCACUUGGGAGUAGAUUUUUCUCCAUGUGGCCCCCCAUCUAAAAUGAGUUUGACACCCCUGCUUUAGUACCUCAGGCCCUUGAUGUUGCUUCCUGCCGUCCAUGGCAUCUGAGCACGAAUGUAAAAAUCAGUUCAACCAACGACCAAAAAUCAAAAAUCCAAUUUAACUUUUUGGGAAAAAACAUUCCAUAUGAUGCUUUAAGAACAGCUGUAUUUGUAGAAGGGGGUCAUUACAUACUGUAAUAGGAUCUUGACAAAAUGCCUAACCUCUUUUUCAGCCACUGUAGUAAAAUAAAAUAAUAUAAAAUGCAAUUAUUAUUUUUUUGUAUGUUAGUUAGUGCCCCUUUUGAUUGAAUAGAGUUGCAAUUCUCUCUCUAUAGUCUGUAAGUACUACUUGUUGGAAAGGCGGUCCUCUUAUACGUAACAACUGUAUACAUGAAUAUUUACGUUUUACUGCACGCUUUAUGGAACUUACUUCACUUAAUGCGAAGGAAGAGUAAAAAAAUGUUAUAAAAAAACAUGUACAAAAAAUAUCCCUGUAACAUUGGAAUCCACGUUGUUGCUUGCUUACUAAUGAGACAUGAGCCAUGUAGGACAGCUUUGGUUCUUUUUGGGGGAGUUUGAUAAUAUCUUCAUACCACACAUAAUUCCUUUUUUUUUUAAACAUUAAUGCCAUACAUUUGAUUUAAAUUUGCAUCACUUUGUUAUACGACAGCCUAAAUUGUAGAAAAUGAUCGUGAAAUUGUACUUAGUAAUUAUUUGGUGCCACUUGUUAUAUCUUCAGUGCUUCUGAACAAAAAAAACAAAAAAAAAGAACACAGGAAAAAAUGUUGUGAAUGCAAAAUUGCAAUUGUGCCUUUUAUACCAGUUGGUAUGUUUAAAGUUGGUUAGGAAAAUACUGUAACACGUUUCCAUGCAUUAAAUGGAUAGCUGUGUCGUGGAGGGGCUUCUCCGGGGUCAAAGGUCAGCGAGCCAAGUAUCACUUGUUGAACUCUCCAUUCCUAGUAUAGUACAUUACUCUACUCGAUGAUUCCUGGCUACAUUCAAAAGUGGCGUGUUGGUCCUGAUCCUAACAAAAUAACGGGUUAUUUGUCGUGCUCCACUGAUGUACAUGUGCUUGCUCUGCAUUUUAUCAGGCACAAAAUAAUCACAAAAUCACUGCAAUACAUUAGAACAGGGGUUCCCAAACUAUGGCCCGUGGGCCGAAUUCGGCCCCCCAGCGUCCAAAAGUCGGCCCGCAGGAAGUCCCAAGCAAAAUUUGUAUAAUUUUUUUAAUUAUUUUUUUUUUUAAAUAUGUCCUUUCUAAUCCAUAUUCUACCGUUUGUUACUCUCGGUGUCUCCAAAUCAUAUUGUCUAAAAAUGCAUUUUCCCAUCGAUAACGUGACAUCAUCGCGCUCUGCAAGUGCACACUCUUUCAGUCAAUU